Letharia columbiana is the source of this 597-nucleotide messenger RNA. RefSeq lists its product as uncharacterized. Gene Ontology annotation, molecular function: GDP-L-fucose synthase activity. The coding region runs from base 1 to 597 and encodes 198 amino acids. The transcript is spliced from 6 exons. Lineage: Eukaryota; Fungi; Ascomycota; Lecanoromycetes; Lecanorales; Parmeliaceae. The record is from RefSeq and is a predicted model, not a curated record.
AUGCUCCACUCUGGGCCUCCUCAUGACUCAAAUUUUGGCUACGCACAUGCGAAACGCAUGAUCGAUGUAUCGAACCGAGCGUACAAAGCCCAGUACGGUUGCAACUUUACCGCCGUUAUCCCGACCAACGUCUACGGGCUUCAUGAUAAUUUCCGGGAGGGCUGCCAUUUCAUACCUGGUAUCAUAAAGAGAGUCCAUGACGCGAAAGUGAGGGGCGAAUCAACCAUUCAUGUUCCUGGCACUGGCGCAGCUUUAAGGCAGUUCAUCUACUCUCGUGAUCUCGCCGCACUCAUCGUCCGGACCCUUCGAGAAUACAACUCCUGCGAGCCACUCAUCCUUUCAGUGGGCGAAGAGCACGAGACCUCCAUUUCGGACACUGUCAAGCUUGUCUGCGCUCUGAGUGGCUUCAAGGGAGAGAUCAUGUGGGACGACUCGAAGGCCGACGGACAGCUGAAGAAGACCGCAGACAAUUCUAAGAUGCGGAGUCUGAUGGGCGAUUUCGAGUUCACCCCUUUAGAACAAGGCCUCCGUGAGACCAUCCAGUGGUAUGAUGCAAAUGCCGACAAUGCUCAAGCCAAGGAGCAAAUCAUUCUGUAA